This is a messenger RNA of Malus domestica (apple), 3333 nucleotides long. Lineage: Eukaryota; Viridiplantae; Streptophyta; Magnoliopsida; Rosales; Rosaceae. The record is from RefSeq and is a predicted model, not a curated record.
GGGACAAUGGAACUCGAGUGCAGGGUGAAUGCUCGUAGCCAACUGAGCAACAAGCCCCCAGCAAGUCUCGAGUCUCAUGACUUCUGAUUCUUCAACUUGCUUGUGUUGAUCUUGCACGCAGUUAUACUCUAUUUUUCUUGGUUUUUUUUUCUGUAUGAUAUUGGAUUGUGGACGUUACCCUUUAUAUUGAGAAAACCCUAAUCUCAACAAGCCCCCAGCAAGUCUCGAGUCUUAUGAUUUCUGAUUCUUCAACUUGCUUGUGUUGAUCUUGCACGCAGUUAUACUCUAUUUUUCUUGGUUUUUUUUCCGUAUGAUAUUGGAUUGUGGACGUUACCCUUUUAUAUUGAGAAAACCCUAAUCUCAAAAAGAUGGGUUUUGACUCGCAUAAUGAUCAACUUUUGCUUAUUUGUGUUCAGUGAAUUUCGAUUAAUUAAAAUAUGGGUUGCGAUUCUUUGAUGAUUGUAGAGACUCUACUAAUAUUAGAUAGAUGCCCCUUCAAUUUUGUAUGAGAGGUAAAGAAACCUAAUUAGCUAGUUUGGGCUUCUGUCCUUGCCAUUAUCUUUUAUUAAGAUUUUGUCUCGUUAGGGGACUGUACGAAGCAAUUCUCGUGUGAUGUAUGAUUCCAGUUUUAUGUGACAGGCUGCUCGAAUUGUACUUUAAUUAUCUAAUCUAACGAUGUUCCAAAAAAAAUAGAUAGAUGGUUUUUGUAUGGUUGGUUAUGUGCCAUGAUGUGAUCUGUUUCAUGUCCAAGUGUUUGGUGAAGUUCCUGAUUUCAUAUUUUGAGAAUGUAGAAUUGAGUUGGCCACUGCAUUCUUAUAGAGAAUAUUCCAAGUCAAUGCUUUCACUUUCAAAUUUUCAUGAUUAACUGUUAUCUCAGCAUGUAUACGAUGAUGAUGGUGACUUUGUAGGUGUCUCUUUGGUUUUGAAUAUCUAGAAAAAGAAGACCUGGAACUCGAAAGAUAGCUAAUCUGUAGCUAUGGCAGACAGUGAUCUUUACACAAACGAUGGGACCGUGGACAUCCAUAAAAAACCGGCUAACAAGAAGAAGACUGGAAAUUGGAAGGCAUGCCGCUUUAUUCUCGGUAAUGAAUGCUGUGAAAGAUUGGCAUACUACGGAAUGGGUACCAAUCUAGUGAACUAUCUCGAGAAACGUCUCGGCAUGGGAACUGCCAAGGCAGCGACCAGCGUCUCUAAUUGGUCAGGGACGUGCUACGCGACACCAUUGAUAGGAGCCUUCCUGGCUGAUGCAUACUUGGGAAGAUAUUGGACAAUUGCCAUCUUUUCAAUCGUUUAUGUUCUUGGUAUGACUCUCUUGACCCUCACUGCAUCUAUCAAUGGAUUAAAACCACAUUGCGAUAGCUCUGGUUGCAACGCAACAGCAUCCCAAAGAGCGGCCUGCUUUGUAGCGCUGUACUUGAUUGCAAUAGGUACUGGUGGAAUCAAGCCAUGCGUUUCAUCCUUCGGCGCAGAUCAAUUUGAUGAAACUGACGAAACUGAGAGGAAGAAGAAGAGCUCCUUCUUCAACUGGUUUUACAUGUCAAUCAAUGUCGGUGCGCUUAUUGCUUCCACGGUUUUGGUCUGGAUGCAAAUGAAUGUAGGAUGGAAUUGGGGGUUCGGAGUCCCAGCAGUUGCAAUGGCGAUUGCGGUUGUGUUCUUUUUCUCGGGAAGCAAGUUAUAUCGUCUUCAGAAACCGGGCGGGAGUCCCCUCACAAGGAUUGCUCAGGUGGUUGUUGCAUCCAUCAGGAAAUGCAAAGUGAAAAUUCCUGCUAACAAGUCUCUUCUCUAUGAGACUGCAGAUGAGGAGUGCAACAUCCAAGGAAGUCGGAAGCUUGAGCACACCAACAAAUUAGGGUUCUUUGACAAGGCAGCUGUGGAGUCAGAGACAGACCGUGCAAAGGAACUGCCAAGCCCAUGGAGCCUCUGUACAGUGACACAAGUAGAGGAGCUAAAAUCCGUCAUCAGACUACUCCCAAUCUGGGCGUCCGGUAUCGUCUUCGCCACCGUCUACGGCCAAAUGAGCACAAUGUUUGUCCUCCAAGGCAACACCCUAGACCAACACAUGGGCCCAAACUUCAAGAUCCCAUCAGCCUCCCUCUCCGUCUUUGACACGGCCAGCGUCCUCUUCUGGGCACCGAUCUACGACAAGCUCCUCGUCCCCCUCGCCAGGCGCUUCACGGGCCACGAACGAGGGUUCACGACGCUGCAACGGAUGGGAAUCGGCCUAGCACUGUCCAUUUUUUCCAUGGUUGUUGCUGGGAUUUUGGAGGUUGUUAGGCUUGGCACUGUAAGAAAAAAUAAUUACUACGACCUAGAGUACAUUCCCAUGUCAAUUUUCUGGCAGGUCCCGCAGUAUUUCAUCAUUGGGUGUGCUGAGGUUUUCACCUUCAUUGGGCAGAUGGAGUUUUUUUACGACCAAGCGCCGGAUGCCAUGAGAAGCUUGUGCUCUGCACUGUCACUUACCACUGUUGCACUGGGGAAUUACCUCAGCACUCUGCUAGUUACUGUGGUAACUAAAGUUACCAAGAAGAAUGGGAAUCUUGGGUGGAUUCCGGAUAACCUUAACAGGGGACACCUGGACUAUUUUUAUUGGCUGUUGGCUGUUCUGAGCGUUAUUAAUUUCUUGGUGUACCUCUGGAUUGCUAAGUGGUUUACGUACAAGAAGGCGACUGGGCGUGCUCAAUGAUACGCAGGGUGGUGGACUGGCACUUGUGAAUCUCUACUUGGUCUGCCAUUUUAGUUUUUUUUUUUUUUUUUUUUUUGUCUGAUUUUAUUGUUUGGUGUUUGAAAAUUUUUGUUGGGAGGAUUUGCGUGUUGAUUUCAAGAUUGAUUUAAUGUAUGCUUGUUAGUGUUUUCGUAGUAGUUAUUUUUUCACUUCGUGGCAAUUAAUCAUUCGUAGAUUGAAAUAAUUGGUCGAAUCCUGCAUUUUUAUUAAUGACUCGUUCAUUUAUUGAUGAAAUUGAAACGAGAGAUGAUAGAUCGAAUUCUGCAUUUUUUUAGGCAUACUAACUUACUUCGGAUGAGAAAAGUCAUGAAUUGAGAGAGUAGAAAAUAGAUCUACAACUGAGAUCAGAUACUUCGUAAAAGCAACAUAUAUAAUUCUUCCUUUCCAAGUAUUGCAUUGCCGAUCGUAGUGUGAGAACUACAUAUUUCGUGAUUUUGUAUGUUUCAGUAAACACAUAAGAGGUCAGGAAUCUAAAGAAUUCUAAUACCUUUGUGUGAGUAAAGUAGUAAACACGGAAGAAGUCAGAAAUGAUUUUAAUUCUGAUACCCCUUGUGUUAGUAAACAUAGAAAGGUUUCAUCAUAUACUGAUUCUAAUACUCAUUCCAAGUAAG